AAGUCUUUUACCCUCCAAGAAAUACAUUCUAAAGAGAGAAUGAUAUCUCUUGUAAAAGAGCUUAGCAAGAAAGGACAAAGGCAUAGAGCUAUUGUUAUCUUACAUCAGUUGAUUGACGAUGCUCAUCAAGAAAAGAGGCAAUUCCUAAGUGGUAAGCUCCAUAAUCUUUCAAAGGCUCUUGCUGUUGAAGAAACAGAGAAUAACUAUAAUAAUGAAGAAGGAUUAGUUGAGGAGACUCAGACUUCAAGGACAUAUGCUGGAAACCAAUGUGAAUUGGUGUCAGCUGUCAAAGUUCAGAAAGAUACACGUUCUUUACAAGAAAAAAGAUGUUGCUGAAGCUUCGAAGCUUGAAGAAAGAUAUAAUUUGAAACCUGGGCUUCCUCAGGAGGAUGGCAAUAUUGACUAUGCAUGUGACUUUUUGGGGAGUCAAGCUUGUCUUACAGUAUCUGGCCAGCUUCAGGUGGAGACAUAUGCUUGUGCUCUUGGAAACGUGUAUACCUUUGGACCAACUUUUCGAGCAGAACACUCCCACAUAUCGCGGCAUUUGGCUGAAUUUUGGAUGGUUGAGCCAGAGAUAGCAUUUGCCAAUCUGGAGGAUGUGGAGAUCGACGUGUUGGAGUGGUUCCAGACUGUGAUGGAGUACGCCAUCACACGGACCGCCUUCAGGAGAAUUUUUGAAGACGGUAAGGUCGUGUUCAAUCUGCAGACUCAGCAGAUGGCCUUUGCGGCAAAAGCUUUCCGUAAUAUAUUCAACCCUGGCUAUAGAUUUUUGACUGAUGCAGGAGGAUUAUCUUUUUACUAGUUUGAUUAACUUUUAGAUUUUUAAAUAUUUAAGGGUUUUUUUUUGGUAUUUAGAGUGUUUUUAGUAAUU
Molecule: messenger RNA, 871 nt
Organism: Zingiber officinale
Lineage: Eukaryota; Viridiplantae; Streptophyta; Magnoliopsida; Zingiberales; Zingiberaceae
Product: asparagine--tRNA ligase-like
Exons: 1
Coding region: 254-802 (182 amino acids)
Biological process (GO): asparaginyl-tRNA aminoacylation
Cellular component (GO): mitochondrion
Molecular function (GO): asparagine-tRNA ligase activity; ATP binding
Source: RefSeq, a predicted model, not a curated record